Messenger RNA from Neohortaea acidophila, 2068 nucleotides. RefSeq names its product Alpha/Beta hydrolase protein. Gene Ontology annotation, molecular function: serine-type carboxypeptidase activity. NCBI's taxonomy places the organism in Eukaryota, Fungi, Ascomycota, Dothideomycetes, Mycosphaerellales, Teratosphaeriaceae. The record is from RefSeq and is a predicted model, not a curated record. Bases 252 to 1967 code for a protein of 571 amino acids. The transcript has 6 exons. Gene Ontology annotation, biological process: proteolysis. Gene Ontology annotation, cellular component: fungal-type vacuole.
CGUGCACUAUGUACACUUAUCUAGGCAACGAGCACCGUCUUUGGACCCCGCAAACCCCUCUGAGCACCGACCAUGGUUGCGACGCUAGCAGAUAGGAAAAACCCGCAUGACGCACGCCACAGGCCAUGUCCAUACACGGAAGGCAGGUAAGUCCAAUGGCUAUUUUAUCGUUUUCAAUCGCGCUCUCUUUCUUCUACUCGUAUUCUCCUACCGUAUAGCGACAUUCAAUAUCAAUAUCGUCGCUUGGAAACAUGCUGCUUCUCGUCCCAUUGUUCGCCGCGCUCGGGCUCUCGCAGUUCGUGCCGGCUCCCACGGAUCUGACCAAUGCGACUGGAUACAUGGGCGUCCCAGUGCGCUACAAACAAGUACCGGACGGCAUCUGCGAGCUUACGCCCAACGUGAAGUCCUACUCGGGCUACGUAGACAUUGCUGAAGAUGCACACAUCUUCUUUUAUUUCUUCGAGACUAGGAACGGCGAUCCAACUACUGCACCUCUCUCAGUCUGGAUCAAUGGCGGUCCGGGCUCUUCGUCAAUGCUCGGACUGUUUGAUGAGAACGGGCCGUGUCGUAUCAACGACAAUCUGGAGGUCGUCAACAACCCUUACUCCUGGAACAACGUCUCCAACAUGAUCUACAUCGACCAACCCUCGACAACCGGCUUCUCCUACUCCAUCCCAGUCCCCGGCUAUUACUCCGGGAUCAAACAGCAAUACGCCGCCAGUGUCCAACUGCCGAAUAACAGCAGCUGUCCGGAUUACGCCGAGGAUACCUGCGGCACGUACUCGCAGUAUCUGAUCUCGAGCCUCACCAAUUCGACCGACAGCUCUGCGAACAACUUUUGGCUGGUCUUGCAAGGCUUCAUGGGUGCUUUCCCCCAGUACUCCCGCGGAUCUUUCCAUUUCACGACAGAGUCUUACGGUGGUCAUUAUGCGCCUGUGUAUAAUGAGUACUUCCUCAACCAAAACCAACUCAUCAAGUCCGGCAAGCUUUCGGGUGCUCAUGAGAUCAAUCUCAAGUCUGUCAUGAUUGGAAAUGGGUGGUACGAUCCCCUCAUCCAGUACGCGGCCUACUACAACUACAGCGUGUCACCGGGAAACCCUUACGACCUGGUGCCAUUCUCUAAGAAAAUCCAGGAAAAGAUGUACAAUUCGAUGUACGGUCCUGGUAACUGCUACGAUCAAACGCUCGAAUGCUACAACACCGGAUCAGACGACGUGUGCUCGGCGUCCGACAACUUCUGUGCUUACGAAGUGGAGGAAGUCCUGGACAUUUACGGCAAGCGGAACGAGUACGACAUCCGCGAACUUCUAGCCGACCCUUUCCCUCCAUACUUCUUCCAAAGCUACUUGAACCUCCCCAAGGUACAAAAAGCUCUCGGGGCCUUUGUCAACUUCUCAGCGGAUUCCAACCUUGUUAGCGCCGCCUUCGGGACCACAGGCGACGACGACCGCACGCAAAACUCGCCGGUCGAUGUCAAGAGUCUCAUCGAUGCUGGAAUCUACAUGGCUAUGUAUAAUGGUGAUGCAGACUACAAUUGCAAUUGGCUCGGCAAUCAAGUUGUGGCCGACAACUGCAAUGCCUCGGGCUGGUCGAAUGCUGGCUUCGAGAACAUCAGCACGCCCGACGGCGUCUGGCAUGGUCAGGUGAAGCAGAGCAACAACUUCGCCUUUGCGCGUAUCUUCGAAUCGGGGCACGAGGUUCCGUUUUACCAGCCUGAGGUUGCGUUGGCCCUGUUUGAGCGCGUCAUCAAUGGUAUGGACAUCGCGAAGGGGACCACGAACGUGACGAUGGGAGGGAACUACACUACUACUGGCCCGGCGCUGAGCACGUACAAGGAGGGCAACGCUACUGUGCAGUACAAGAAAUUGCCGACGAAUGCGACUUACAACACGACGACAAACGAGCCGAAUCCGACGAGGAAGACUAAACAUAGGAAGAGGAUGGCGAGAAAUCUUCCCAUCUACUAGAUAUGGUUAAUUAGUUGGACAUGUGAUGGAGGGAAUGCAGCGAUAUACAGGAAAUGUAGUGCAAUGUAUAAUUGCUAAUCGGCAGCCUUGGUGUGAAUGAC